AUGUGGCUCGGCGCGCGGCCUGGCGGGGUCGGAAGCAGCCGCUGGCCUGUCCCUGUGCCCGCGGGGAGUGUCGGCGUCUGGGCUGCGGCGGGGCUCAGUCCGUCCGGGGCCGCGAUGGUUUAAAGGCCCCGGGCCAGCCACGUAUCCGGCAGCAGCCAUGAACCUGCUGCCGGCCAACCCGCACGGCAACGGGCUGCUGUACGCCGGCUUCAACCAGGACCACGCCAUCAAGUCUGAGAAGAAUGCUUUGGAACCAAAGUCUGUGACCAGAAUUUUCAAAAGUGGAUGCUUUGCAUGUGGAAUGGAAAAUGGAUUCAGAGUUUAUAAUGCAGAUCCUCUCAAAGAAAAAGAGAAACAAGAAUUUCUAGAAGGAGGCGUUGGCCAUGUUGAAAUGUUGUUUCGGUGCAACUAUUUAGCAUUAGUUGGUGGAGGGAAAAAGCCAAAAUAUCCACCUAACAAAGUGAUGAUCUGGGAUGAUCUGAAAAAGAAGACAGUUAUUGAAAUAGAAUUUUCAACAGAAGUCAAAGCAGUUAAAUUGCGAAGAGAUAGAAUUGUGGUAGUUUUGGACUCGAUGAUUAAAGUUUUCACAUUCACACACAAUCCCCACCAGUUGCAUGUCUUUGAAACCUGCUACAACCCUAAAGGUCUCUGUGUCCUUUGUCCAAAUAGUAAUAAUUCCCUUCUUGCAUUCCCUGGAACACAUACUGGGCAUGUGCAGAUAGUGGAUCUGGCUAAUACAGAAAAGCCUCCUGUAGACAUACCAGCUCAUGAAGGAGUCUUGAGCUGUAUAGCUUUAAACCUGCAGGGAACAAGAAUUGCAACAGCAUCAGAAAAAGGGACUCUCAUAAGAAUAUUUGAUACUUCAUCAGGGCAUUUAAUCCAGGAGUUACGAAGAGGUUCCCAAGCAGCUAAUAUCUACUGCAUUAACUUCAAUCAGGAUGCUUCCCUAAUUUGUGUAUCAAGUGACCAUGGCACGGUGCAUAUUUUUGCUGCAGAAGACCCCAAAAGGAACAAGCAGUCUAGUUUGGCCUCAGCCAGCUUCCUCCCCAAAUACUUCAGUUCCAAAUGGAGCUUUUCCAAAUUCCAGGUUCCCUCAGGCUCUCCAUGCAUUUGUGCCUUUGGAACAGAGCCAAAUGCUGUCAUAGCAAUAUGUGCAGAUGGUAGCUACUACAAAUUCUUAUUCAACCAAAAAGGGGAAUGCUCAAGGGAUGUCUAUGCUCAGUUUCUAGAAAUGACUGAUGACAAGCUUUGACUAAAUUGAGGAAGAAAGUGUUUUGGUCAAAGUACUGCCUUGGUUAUUCUGCUUCUUUAGAAGGACUGGGUACGUAUGUCCAAUACUGAUCAAGAUGUGUAACAGACCUCAUUGAGAAGCUUGGCCCAUCGUGAGCAGAACAAGCGCUGAUGUAGAGGACUUCUGCCUAUGUUAAACUCGUAUGCUGUUUUUUUCAGUAUCAGAAAAAAAUUGGGUUUCUGUCAAAUCUUCAAGAAGUGGCUUUCAACAGCUUGUGCCUACAGGGUCUCUUUUUAGUUAAACUGUGAAAUUAGAGUGCAGAUGAGUGCCUGCCACAUGUCUGAGGUGUUUUGUACAAACUUCAGGCAAGGAUGUGAACAUUUUAUUUCAGGCAUCAUAUGGCAUCAUAUUACAUCACUUACACUGAACCUCGCUGUGGGGGCAGGAAAUAACUGUAAAUACUAGGUAACUAGAAUAGUUAUACCAGCAGCUUGCCUUAGAACAGGAGGGAUUUAUUUCCCCUUUCACACACCUUAACAUGCAGAAGGAAAGAGAGGACACAGGUAGCUAUAAUAAACCCAAUCUGAACUGCACUUGCCCUCUGGCCUGGAGUGUGUUGCAGUUGUCUUGUGGCCAUAGAUUGUCAGUCCUGUACACACUGACACUCUUGGUUAAGUUGAAUUAACUAUCAGCACUAAUGUAAUUUUCAGUGGUGCCAAACUGUAUAUAUUAGAGACACAGGCACAUUUAGGUACUGCUGAUGUGGUUAACCACUACUCAGCACAUGAAGUAAAUUGCAUAGGAUACUGUGGCAAACUAAGUUCAUGUUUGAAGGGGAGGCUGCUGCUUCUAUAAUGAAACACAUCCAUUCCAACUAAAAAUUUUAAGUUGGUAUUUUAGAAGCAAUCCAAUGCAUCUGUUAAACCAACUCUCUGGGCUUCAACCAGAAGACUUUACAGGCCACUUAACACAUAGUUUAAAGUAGGUGAUGUGAAGUACACCUUGUGAUGACUCUAAAUCUGCAAAGCAUUUUUGAAGUGUUUGCAUACUGAAUGGUAUUUGCCUAGGUGCAGUUAGGUCAAAUCAAACAGCUAUCACCCGACUUGCAUCCAUUUCUCUCCCCCCCCCGCCCCCGUUGAU
Trachemys scripta elegans is the source of this 2371-nucleotide messenger RNA. RefSeq names its product WD repeat domain 45B (gene WDR45B). Bases 158 to 1252 code for a protein of 364 amino acids. Gene Ontology annotation, cellular component: extrinsic component of membrane; cytosol; phagophore assembly site membrane. Gene Ontology annotation, biological process: protein localization to phagophore assembly site; nucleophagy; autophagy of mitochondrion. Lineage: Eukaryota; Metazoa; Chordata; Testudines; Emydidae. The transcript has 11 exons. The record is from RefSeq and is a predicted model, not a curated record. Gene Ontology annotation, molecular function: protein binding; phosphatidylinositol-3-phosphate binding; phosphatidylinositol-3,5-bisphosphate binding.